AUGUCGAGCAGCGGGAGCGCCGUCGCUGCCGCCCCCGCCGCCCCCGCCGCGGCCUCCCCGCCCGCGCAGCCUCCCCCGCCGCCGCCCCCUCCUCCGCCGCCGCCGCCUCAGCCCCAGCCGCCGCCCCCGCCGCCCGGCACUUCCCCGGGCCCCGCCGCCGAGCCGGAGCUGGUCUCGCUCAUCCUCAACCGCCUCAAGAGCCAGGGCCUCUUCGACCAGUUCCGCCGCGACUGCCUGGCCGAUGUGGACACCAAGCCUGCUUAUCAGAACUUAAGGCAGCGGGUGGACAACUUUGUUUCCAACCACCUAGCAACUCACACGUGGAGUCCUCACUUGAAUAAAAACCAGCUGCGGAAUAAUAUUAGGCAACAGGUUCUCAAAUCUGGAAUGUUAGAAUCCGGGAUUGACAGAAUCAUUUCUCAAGUUGUGGAUCCAAAGAUCAACCACAUAUUCAGGCCUCAGGUUGAAAAAGCUGUCCAUGAAUUCUUAGCCACAUUAAAUCACAAAGAUGAAGCCAGUCCGAGCGCAGCACAGCCUGAGGAGAAACCAGAUGCUUCUCUUACAGUGCAAGGUGUUUCCAUCAUCGCUCCUAGCACAAGCGUGGCUAGUGAUGCCCUGUCCAUUUUGGAAACGAUCACUUCUCUCAACCAAGAGGCCAGUGCAGCCCGGACUUCUGCAGAGGCAACAAAUCCCAAGGCUACAGACAGAGCGUCAAGAAAGCUCUCAUCUCAGCAGAGUGUGGAUGGUGGCACUGAGCAAGAGCGAAAUGUGGAUGAUCUGCCCGAUGGGGAGAGACUGUGUAACGCUGCGGAAGAAAAUGCUGACAUGAUAACCAAUGGGGAAGAGGUGAAUAACUUCUCUUCAAGUGAAGAAGAAAAAACUGUGCCAAAAGAAGCCACCGGUUUGAUCAACCCAAGCAAGGGUGCUGUGCCGGAAGGCGAUGAGCAGAAAAACAAACUGGCGGACAGAAAGCUGGAGGGCUCCGAGAAAGGAGAGAGGAAAAAAGAGAAAAAGGAAAAAGUGGACAAGAAGCUGGACCAUUUGAAAAAGAAUGAUGAUGUUUUGAAAGUGAGAGAUGAAAAGCCUGCAAAGGACAAAGACGCAGAAUCGAUCAGACAUUCCACUGUGGAAAAAAACAGCAGUAAACAUAAAGCGAGCGAGAGUACAAAAGAAGUCAUUUUGGAGGAUUCUGAUACGGAAAUACUCAGUGAUAUCACGGUUAGUUCAGUGCACACCAGCGACCUUUCUUCCUUUGAAGAAGAGAGUGAAGAGGAACUUGCACUUUCUGACAGCACAGAAGAAGGAGAGAUCGUUUCUGACGAUGAAGAAGAGGAACACAGUCAAAUUAAAACAAAACCAGAGGAUGGUGAAUCUAACGAUAAAAAAACGAAAUCUGGCCGACACGCUUACGUCCACAAGCCUUACCUGUAUUCCAAAUACUACAGUGAUUCUGAUGAUGAACGGACUGUAGAGCAACGCCGCCAGUCCGUUGCUAGAGAAAAAGAAGAGAGACUUUUAAGGAGACGACUUAACAGAGAAAAACUUGAAGAAAAGCGGAAGCAGAAAGCUGCAGAAAAAACCAAAAUAUUGAAAACAGGAAAUCCAGGCAAAAGCAGUCAAAAUGUGGAAGAGUCUUCAAGCAGAGGCCUUGACUUAAAAGCCAGUGGUGCCAGCAUUAAAGAUGUGCUUAAAGAACAGAGGUUUUUAGAAAAGAAGGUGGCACUGAGCAGGAAAAGGAAGAGGGAGACAAGACAUAACGACGAAGGUGGGAAGAAGAAAUAUGAACAGCCGGAGGAAGAUCUCAGAGAACCUCUAAAGACAAAUGAAAGUGGUGAAAAGCUGUCCUCAAAAGAAGUGAAAGCUAGUCAAGGCAAAACUGAAAUGAAUAAACUAGCUAGAAGACUUCCAGAGCCAGUUCUUUCGACUGACGAUAGCAGAAAUGAUCCCAAAGUAGAAAGAGAACAUAAAAGAAAACCCUCUGCCUGUCUUCAGCCAGAUGGGGCCCAACAUGACCUAGAAGCCAAGGAUCCAAAGGCUCACAGUGACAGAAUAGAGGCCAACCCAGAAGAACUUCAAAAGCAGAAAAGUGUACUUAAAAAUGAAAAACAUAUUAAAAAGGAAGAAUCAGAAACACAGAAUUUCAAAAGUAUACUCAAGAAAGAGGCUAGAUCAUCAAAAGAGAAAAAUGAAAAAGAAAGAACUCUUUCUGAAGAUAGACAAGUAACAAAACAUAAAUAUAAAGGAGAUGGUGUUCAUAAAACAGGUGACGAGGCAGAAAAUCUGUCAUCAGAGAAAGCGCUGAAAGGUGAGGAGAGCACGCAAAAACAUAAUCAGCUAACGAAAACUCUGUCAGACGAAAGGAAGAAUAAGCACAGGAGUGAAAAGAAAGCAUCAGUAAGCAGCAAAGAAGUAAAAAAUGUUUCUGAACUUAUUUCCAAGAAUGAAGAAGGUCCACGUAAAGAGAAUAAUAGGAAAUACAGACAUAUUUCCAUGGAAAAAUCAAAAGCAGAACAUAAGUGCAAACGGUCAUCAAGUGAUUCCAGGCCACAGAAGGAGUCCCAGGGUGCAUCAAAGCCACACAGCUCUGCAACGUCAAGGAGAAGUGAAAGUUAUUCAGAAGAGAAAGAGCGACAUGAUGCGGAACCCACUAACCUAGAUAGUACUUUAAGACAAGGUGACAGUAUCCACAAAGGCAAGCGUAAAUCAAAAAAUAACUUAGAAGAAAGGUUCUUGUUGAAGUCCAAAUCCAAGAGUCAUGGCAAACAAGCGAAAGGAGCAGAAAAUGAAUUACAAGAAAGUUUGUCCAAGCAGGAAUCUGGGCAGAAAUUGGAAAAAGAUAAGAACUCAGAAGAAAGUGAUCUAGAUAAGCAAUGUAAAUCCAAAAGUGAAAGUAGAGUUUUGGAAGACAGUUCUGUGGAAUUGGAACCUGAAAGCAGAGCACACGUCAUGAGUAGUUCUCAAAAAGAUUCUGGUCACAGAGUUAAGUUACAGUUGGGAGAAAAACCAUCUACCAAAGAGAAAAUCAGAAGUGAUAAGGAUUUCAGCAGUUCCAGGUUAGAAAGGAAGUUGUCAGCAGAAGGUCACAAAACCAAAAGUUUGAAGCAUAAUAAUAAAGAAAUAAGAAAAAGAGAGGAAGAGAACAAACCUGACGACAAAGGUAAUAAACAAGUAGACAGUCAUGCCAAGAUGCAAGAAAAUGAUCUGCUUACAAAUAAAAAAGCUAGCAAAAGAUUAGUGGGGGAAAAUAGAAAAGGAAGUAUGUCUUCCCAAGGCAUGGAUACAGGAGAAGAAAAAAUACCAGCAGUUACUUCCGCAGAUAGCUCUUUCCCAGCUCCUCAGAACAUAGUCCUAACUAGUAGUCACGCCUUACAUUCUGAACAAAGCCAAGAGCCAAUGGAGAUUGAAUUGGAACAAACUCUCAGUGAUUCAUCUCAUCAAACGUCUCAAGCAGAAGAAGAAAGCAGUAAUAAUUCACAAGAGACUAAGUUUAAAAAUACAGCCAAAGACCAAACGCAGAAUUCAGCGUCUGAGUUUAAUAAAUUAGUUCAUUCCAAAGAAAGGACAUCAGAACCUUCCUUAUCAAGUCACAUUAACCCCCUGCAAAAAGAUGAAAACGUUCCCCAAAAGGAAGAGAAUGAACCAAAUUGUAUACACGAUCACGCUUUGAAGAACGUGGGACAUAUUGAGCAGGAGCCAUACCCUGUGAUUGCUGCGUAUGAGACAAAUGAUCAAAUCUCACUUAAUUCUCACAAGGACAAUGAAAAGUUAAAAUUCCAAAGAAUGUCUGAGGGUCCUCCAGCACAGAACACUCUUAAAAAUAUAUUAGAUCCAAGCAAAGAAAGCAGUUUUCCAAUAAAGAGCUCCCCAAGAGAAGAGGUUAACAAUCUUGCAGAAAUCACAGAACCCUUGAUUAGUGCAUCUACAGAGGAAUCUUUUGAUUUAGAUAGGUCUUGUAUUAAAGAUGUCAUUUCCGAUAGUAAAACAGAAGAUACUGUUAAAAUGGAACAACCUGGUACUGUUGUUAUUAAUGUCAUAGGAAGUGCAAUAAAUGACGUAAACGUUGAAAGCAAAGGUGAAGCUGCUGACUUAAGUGGCAAGCACAAAGCUGAGGAGAACGUAGACAUCCAUGAGAGCGUUGCGCAAGGAAGUGUUAGAAGUGUGUUAGCUGGUGUGACACAGAGUAAUAGUCUGACUGGCCUAGUGAUAGUUGAUGGAGGUGCACGGACAGAUGAAUUUGAGUCAGCGGUCUUGGAGAAAGUAGAAAAAGACAAUCUAGUUGGUGGUUCUUCUGCAAAGACAGACCAGGGUGCUGUAGAAUGCACAGACAAAACAAAGGAAAAUGAGGGCACCAGUGCCGUAACAGAAUCCUCUUCAGAAUCAGUGACCAAGGAUGCUCCAGAAGAAGUAAGGGACAUUUCUGUGAUGGCCAGUGAAGCAGGAGGUAGUGACGACACACGAGGAGUCACUGAAGAUAAAAAUGAAACCAAUCUUGUAGGGAGUAGUGUAGGUGGCAACGCCUGUGGUAUCUCCCACAGUAUGGAGACUUCCGAUACAACUAUUAUAGGGACUAGCACAGAGAGGAGUACUGGAAGCAUGGUAACAGCCACUAGUACAGGAGGAAACCAAGGUGAAGGAAGCUCGUCCGUAAAUUUGCAAAGGGAAGGUGAUGCUGUUAUUUCUUGUUCCGAAGAAAAGGGGGAGGCUACUUUGAUCUGUACAAGCAUAGAAGCAGAUGAAGGCUUCCAUGCGGCAGUCUGGACCAAAACCAAACAAGGGCCUCCUUUUGCAACCCAAAAGGACUUUGGCGAAUGUACUGUCACCGCUGCUGAAGAAAGUGGCGUUGGCGUUACUGAAGGGCUUGCGGCAUGCGAAAGUACCUCAACCAGUACGAAGGAGGAAGAAACGGCUGAAUGUGCUGCAAAUUAUGUAGAAGAAAGCGGUAAACAUUUAAGCAAUAAAACUGGUGUAGAACGUGAACAGAGUUCGGAUAAUGUUGAAACAGAAGAGAAAGAUGAUGCUGUGACCAGCGCAGGCUCUGAAGAAAGAUGCACAGCUUCUGCCUCUCAAGGUUCAAGCCCCUUUGACAGGGCUGCCCCUUCUGUCGGUGAGGUAGAAGGCGACGGGGCUGUGACCAGUGCAGGCACUGCAGAUCGUGAUGGCUCUGUGCACAGUGGAAAUCGAGAUGAAUUCCAGACGAAUGGAGCUGGGGCGGGGCAAGCGAAAGCGGCCGAAGGUGCUGUGACGUGCACGGGUGCAGCAAGAGGAAGUGCUGGGUUUGCCAUCUGCUCGGUCACUGGUACAGACUCUCAAGAAGAAAGCGCUGUGACCGGAGCGUGUGCUAGAUUAGAAGCCAGUAAUGCAGUGACCGGAACACACGCCGACAAAAGCGAAGACGUCGUAUACGGCGAAAGCGCCGUCACCAGCACAGGCAUAACGGCAGAAGAUGACCCCGAAGCCGCAGAUGCUUGUACUGGCUUGGAAGACAGCAACGAAGGUUUUUCUGUUUCUUUAGGCGAACAGGAUCAAUAUGAGCAUGCUACAGAUAGUACAGAAGCCGCCGCUGAAACCAAUGCCACUGAAGUGAGCCGAGGCUCCUGUGAUGACGAAGGUUUCGUGACCAGCACUGGGGCAAAGGAGGAGGAUGAAGAAGGCGAAGACUUUGUUACCAGCACAGGAAGAGGUAAUGAAGAAAUGGAUCACGCCUCGGCCUGUACAGGAACUGAAGAAACUGAACGGACCGUGCUUUGUGUUGGAGCUGGAGAAAGUGGAAGUUCCUCCAUCUGCAUAGCUACAGGCCAGCCUGAAACAGAGUUGGGGGUGCUGACCACGAAUGCAGGUAAAGGUAACGUUGACAGCAUGACAGGCUCAGAUGAAGAAACCAAGAGUGGCAGCGUCAGCCACAGCACCAAGGGAAUCGUUGAAAGCAGCAGCACCAGUGACGGUUCAGGCAACGAACACGUUUUAGAUUUCGCCACAGAAAAAGAGGAAGAGUUUGCAGUUACCGAGAACUAUGAAUUUGGCCUGGUCAGAGCAGUCUCAGAACAAAAUGGAGGCCAGCCUUCUGCUGCGGAAGAGAAGAAUGAGAAUGCCACAUCUUACUUAGACAACAGGAAAUGUGAAAGUUUGAGGUUUAGAAUGGAAGAUGCCAUUCCUUCAGCUUCUGAAGACGUUAAAGAUGAAGCAGAGACCAUCUCCACCAGUGUGGUCAAAGUGUGUCUUUCACCUCCACGUGGUUUUUCCAAGCACAUGGAACAAACCUCAUUUGAAAACUAUGAUAAAACUGACAGUAUAAGCGGAGAAGAAUUUGAGGCCCCUAUGCCCAGCACAGCCAUCGACAGCUGUCCGAGUCAAGAUGGAGCUGUUGUUGCACCAAAUAAGGUUUCCACAAGCGUGUUGGAAGAAUUUGAGGGCCCUAUGCCUAGCGCAACCAUGGAAGAUGGUGAGAGUCAGUUUGCUACCGGAGGAGCAGUAGAAAUGGCCUCAACCAACGUGGAAAUGUGGGCCACGCCCACGCCCAGUGGCUCCAGAGGGGAAGCUGACGAAAGCCAUACAGCAGACCAUAGUGAUGAGUGCACUGUGAUUUCCACAAGUAUUAACGAAGAGCGAGAGGUUCCUAUUUCCAAUGCCUGCACAGAAGACUCGGUUCCGGCCUUUGCCUUAGGAUUAGAACAAGCUGCUCACACAAGCGUGAUCUCGACAAGCACUGCGGAACCUUUGGCCAAUUCCGUGUCUCCCGCCACCACGCAAGAAGUUAAUCCAGUUUCUGAAACUACAACAGAAGGAAGAAAUGACUCUUUCACGGUUUCUACAAAUAUGACAGAAGGAGUGCUGGUGCCAGUAAAAAUGGAAGAAGAAAAAGAUGAUGGAGCCGCAAUACCUCCAGAUGCCGCAGAAAAGGAUGAAGCUGUUCAGCCUGGCAAUGCCACAAGCCUAGACAUUGAGCUAGCUGUUCAGAGGACAUUAAAAAGCAGCCAAGGUGGUACAGUUUUUGUCAAAGAGGAGAUAAAAUGUGACAUCCCUGGACAAAACGUUGUCAGCGUCAAACCUCAUCCGCAGUUGGUUGCCUUGAAUAUAGAGAAUCCAGAGGAUGUGGCAACAGUUGCUGCCAGAACGGUGAAAGACUGCAAUAGUGUCUCUGCCAUUCCUGCUUUAGAGGAGACCCCACAUGCUUUUGAAAGCGUAGAAGUAGAUGAAGAGAAGAAUGUUGUGGGGGCCGAAGCAGGUGACCAUUCCGUAUCUUCAGUCCCAGGAGAAAGUAAGAGCGUUUUGGCCAUAUCUUGUGAAGAAGAUAAAAGUUUCUGUCAGGAGGAACGUGAGGGUGUUUUGAUGGGAGAUUCGGAAGAAUCUAAGACCACAGGGGACACCAAAGAAAUGGAAACAGCUGCAAACACAGGGGAAUCCACGAGUGUAGCUGAAACCUUCUGUACAGAAAUGGGUUUAGAGUCCUCUGCCGGCGACGGGCAAUCUGUUGAAAUCUCCAUGCCUGUCCAAGAAGGUGUGCUACGUAAUGAAGUUACAUCAAGCCAUUCUGGUACCCUGUUGGAACAAGAAAGAGGAGAUAAAAAUGCAGCAAUAGACUGUCUUAAUCAUAAUCCAGUAUUAAAAACUGACCUUUCUGGAAAAGGGCAUCUCCCUGAGAAGGGAUAUACGGCAGCAGCAUGUGUUGAAUUUGGGAGCAAUUCUGAGAACGGAGCACUCGCUGGAGGAGCAGAGCUGCAGACGCAGCAUCACUUGGCUGACGUCGAAGCCAAAGUGGAUGAGAGUCAUAAGCCAGAAGCCGCUUCUCAAGAGAGUGUUGGACGCCAUUCUGACAAUGAAGAAGUUCUUCCCAUUGUGCCUGAAGAGCUGGAACUGCAGUCGAAGCUGAUGGCUGAAGAGGAGCUUCAGUGUCAGAGCCUGACAAAAGACAAUCAACACGACGAGGGACCGCCAGAAGAGAGUCACAGAGCCCUUGAAGUUUCAGAUACCAUCAUUGCAACAGAAGCAACGAAAGUCCAAGUGCCUGAAGAAAAACCGCUUGAGUUACAGGUAGAAAUACCUGAUCAGGAGGAAGAAACGCGAGACUGCCCUCCAGCUACGGGACAGGGCGACUCAGGUGAUGGCCUGGCUCCUCAGAUCUUGGGAGAGGAAGCUGAACAGAACCAGGAUUUCCAAGCCAAACAAGAAACUGAGGAAGCCACUGCCGGAGAUUCGAGGAAAGUACCUGAAGACGGUGCAGAGAUUCAAGAACCAUCAUCAGAUGCUACAGAACAAAAAGAUAAUACUGCUGGCAAAAUGGAUAUUUGUGAAAAACCAGACCUGGAACCCAGUUUAAAUCUUGUUGAGGUAAACCAGCAAGUAACAGUGAAACGGAAAAGAGGAAGGCCCCGUAAAUAUCCACUGCCGGGUCAAGAUUCAGAAGCUGAUGCAAGAAUUGGAAAUCAACCUUCCUGUCCUAAAAACAGAGACAAGAUUCCUCCAAAAGUAAAAAACACACUGCCUGGAGAUGGAAAAGGCCAUGAAGCUGAAGAAGGGAAGAUGGAGGUGGUGGUGCGUCGAAGAGGAAGGAAGCCCAAACGACCUUUUAUUCCAUCACUGGAAAUAGGAACAGACACACCUGAGCCAGAUAGAAAACGUCAGAAGCUGGCAGCUGCUGUGGAAGAGGAAACAAAAGACCAGGAGGAAGGCAAAGAGAGUGGCAGUAACGGAGGAGAAGACAAUGGCGACGAAGAGACACAUUCAAGAGCCACAACUAGGGCGGCCUCAAGGUUAGAAGCUCAAAGAAAGCAGCCCAGCAAACCAACAACACGUGCAGCCUCUAAAAACCAAAACCCAGUUUCUCCUACAAAUCGCCAGACCUUAGCAGGGAGAAAGCCACUCUCCCUUGCAAAAUUGAAGAAGUCUCCUCUCUCGGCACUAUCAAAGUUGCAUCCCACCAAGCGUAAAAGGGAAGGCAGUCCCUCCGUGUCACAGAAGAAAGGUCACCCAAGAGCAGAAGAGACGGCGGCCAAGAAGGCUAAGCGGUAGUCCUCCUCGUACCAAAGGCAAAUGGGAGAAGAAAGCAAGAAAACUCCGUCUCUGUUAAACAAAAAAAGCCAAGAGGUUUUGCAUGCGCUUGUUUUCCCAGUAUAACAUAAGCAGUGCGGAACCGUUAUGUCACACAUUUUAAACAGCUUUCCAAGCUCUUUGUUUAUGCAGAAGAGUUACCUGCUCUGCAGACGUUUCCUUUGUCUCUCAAGCAGAGAUUGUGAACAGUGAAUUGCUGCUGCCGAUGCUUCCAAUCCACUCAUCACCAAUGGCCUCUUAAUUGACACCUUUUGUACAUAAACCAUGUAUUAAUAAAAAGUUGUAUUUUACAUUUUAUUUAUUUAACAGCAAAGACUGGUCUGUGAACUUCGUUAUGUUCUCCUCCAUUAGUCAUUUUAACUGGAUUUUUAAAUGUUGUGCCACCAUCUUUAGUGUUGUGUGGGACUAGAGACGGGGGGACAUUUUUCAACAGAAUCCACACAGCGCCACUGGCAACUGGCAAAGUAUUUUCUUGCAUGUGUUCAAUUCAAGUAGAUUAGAAGAAGGAAGAGCCCUUGGUCCCUUCCCUUGUCACAUCUUUCUAUAAAGUAGAAUUUAAGGUUGCAUUUCCGCUAUCGAGGAAAUACAUCCGAUUCACUAUUAAAUAUAUUCUCAUGUGUAAAUUUUAUCCCAGUAUCCAAGUAGGUAGAGCGCACUUGAGGUAGCACUAGAUUCCUUCGGACGAAACUGUUCUGAAGUGAAAACUACAUCUCUGUCUCAUUUUGAAGUUUUUAAUUGUCCUUCACUCAGUAUUUCCCCUCCUUAAUUGCAACAAGCUGAAGUUAAAAUAUCCCAUGUAGAUCUUCAAGGCGGUUCAACACUGGUGGUAAUGAAAAGCCCAGAGUCUGGCCCACUUGCCAGAAUCUUUUACUAAACUUAAGGUUUACUUUCACGAGAACAAAUCUUCAUUUUCAUAUAAAGCUUUUUUUAUUAUUAUUACUGUUAUCAAAAUUUGUCUCUUGCAAGGAUGUGAUAAGUUGCCAAAUAACCUGAGAUUAUUUUAAAAUGUUCAUAGUCAUAUGUUUUAUAACUAAAAUCAACAUUCUAUGUUUUCUUCUCAUUUUUGUUUUGUUUAGGAAUUUUUAUUGUAACGUGGAUUUUUUCCUGUCGAAUAUUCUACUUUGUUUCUUACUGAAUUUUUAUAUAUAAAUUAUAAAAUGUUUCCCAAAAUGA
This is a messenger RNA of Eublepharis macularius, 10218 nucleotides long. It is a transcript of the gene BOD1L1, whose product is annotated as biorientation of chromosomes in cell division 1 like 1. Lineage: Eukaryota; Metazoa; Chordata; Lepidosauria; Squamata; Eublepharidae. The record is from RefSeq and is a predicted model, not a curated record. The transcript has 25 exons. Bases 1 to 9006 code for a protein of 3001 amino acids.